GAGCGGCGGGGGCGGAGCGCGGCCCAGGCGGCGGCCGGGCUGAGCCGGGCGGCGCCGCGGGCAGAGCUGUUUUUGAAGAUCAUAAUGCAGCAGAAAAAUGAAAAGCUAUAGAAGACAUUUGCUUUGGCAAAGAAGUCAGCUGCUGGCCCAGUCUGGAAGAUGGACCACUGGUUUUGGGAAGCUUGGGAAAUACUGCUUCCAAAAGCAAGUUUUCCUAACCUAGAAGAAAAGACACAGUGCUCAGCUAUUUGUGAGUUUAAAUCACAACAAACUGUACAGAAGAUUGCAGUGCAGAAGGAAGACACUUGAGCUCCAAAGCAGGUGGGCUCCUGAUGUGCUUCUAAACUCAGAAACUUCUCCACAACUUACUGUUGAAUCGUACAGCUUUCCUCUAAAAACUACUGAGAGCAAAAGUAUCCUGUCCCUAUUGCAAAGCUGAAAGCUCAUCUGGAGAAGCAGUAAGGAAACUCAACAGUUAAUCCUUUCAGAGUGAAGAUCCCUUGAAUGAAGAAUUUGAAACUGUUGCUGUUCUCAGUAGCAUCUCUGGCCACAUCCAUUAUGUCUUAUGUGACUCACUGGAAGGUGCUGCCUUACCUGUAAAGAAAGGUGGUUUUGUAUAUAGCGGGGAGGAGAGCAAUAAUGAUGAGGGCAACACAGUCCUGGUAGUUUUAAAUAGCUAUAAAAGGAAAUGCUGUUGCAAAGGGAGUGGAAUGGAACUUGUGGCCCUUUGACAGUUCUAAAGAGGUCCAAAUUUAAUCAUCAUACUGUAAAAAAGAGAUUUUUAUUUAUGAUGCAUAAGAAACUUUCUAUGGUUAGGUUUCGGUAUAGAAUCAUAAAAUUCCCGAAACUUCGAGCAAGAGGCAAGACUUGCAAAUUAAGAAAAAUCAAGCAAAGGUGGGUGCAGAAAGUUACAAGGGACCAUCAAGAAACGCUUCAGCGGGAUUUUGAAAGUGGAUUGUGUAAUUUGUUUUCCUCCUGGAAAUCUAAAAGUAAGCGUCUUUGGAAGCGGUACAGCUUAUCAGAUAUGAACAAUAAUACACCCAAAUCUUUAGGAGCGGAGAAUGAAGUAUGUGCACCUGAGAUCUGCCACACACAGGAUGUGUCUGCUGAGCCAUGUUCUGAGGAUGCAGAAUCUGGAGGGCAGGAUGGCAGUGUGGAUGCUGGCCCACCAGAACUGCAUGUUAGAGCUUCUCCAGAGGCAGAAACCGUGCACCAAGUGGAGACCAAUGGGGCUCUAGCAGAGGAUCAUUGCUCUGACAUUGUUGUCUCUGUGACAGGAAAAGAAAUUGCUGUUUCAGAUCAAGAUGGUGAAGAAUCCAAGGAGGUUGUGGGUAUAGAUGGAAUGACACUGUUGCAGUCCUCCUUGCAGGAUUCUGAUGUCAGUGAUAAUUUUGCAAAUGGACCUUUAUCCAUGGAGCUGACACAGAAUGAGGACAGCUUUAGCCAGAUGGAAGUAGAAGGCUCUUUAAACUUGGACAUUUUUAGUUCAAAACUACUAGAUCACCCUUACUGUAAAAGUCCUCUUGAGGAGCCUUCACCAGAAAGCACAGGACUGAAAUCAGGAACUCGGAAGGGAGGCAAGAGGAACAGUCAGAAAACUUCCCGAGUGGCUGAUGAGCAGUUGGCAACGUGGCUUUGUGGAUUCCUAGAUGAGGUUAUGAAGAAAUACGGCAGUUUAGUACCACUCUGUGAAAAAGAUGUCAUGGGAAGAUUAAAAGAAGUCUUUAAUGAAGAUUUCUCCCAUAGAAAACCUUUUAUCACCAGGGAAAUCAUGAUGUAUCGAGAAAAACAUCCAAAAACCUCCACUUGCAAUUUCCGGGUGUUCUAUAAUAAGCACAUGCUAGAUAUGGAUGAUUUGGCUACACUGGAAGGCCAGAACUGGCUGAAUGACCAGAUAAUUAACAUGUAUGGUGAACUCGUAAUGGAUGCAGUCCCUGAAAAGGUUCAUUUCUUUAACAGCUUUUUUCAUAGACAGCUCGUAACCAAAGGAUAUAAUGGGGUAAAACGAUGGACUAAAAAGGUGGACUUGUUUAAAAAGACUCUCCUGUUAAUUCCUAUUCACCUGGAAGUCCACUGGUCCCUCAUUACUGUGAACAUCCCCAGUCGAAUUAUUUCAUUUUACGAUUCCCAAGGCAUUCAUUUUAAGUUUUGCGUAGAGAACAUUCGAAAGUAUUUGCUGACUGAAGCAAAAGAGAAGAAUCGCCCCGAGUUCCUUCAGGGUUGGCAGACUGCUGUGACAAAGUGCAUUCCACAACAGAAAAAUGACAGUGACUGUGGGGUUUUUGUGCUCCAGUACUGCAAGUGCCUCGCCUUAGACCAGCCUUUUCAGUUCUCCCAGGAAGAUAUGCCCCGAGUGAGAAAAAGGAUUUACAAGGAGCUGUGUGAACGCCAGCUAAUAGACUAAUAAAAUGCAGCCAACCUAAUUUCUCUGGCAUUUCUGACAAGUUGCAGCUGGUGUUUGUGUACUUGAAUUUCUGAAAACUUCCAUGAAUUUUGAGCGAUUCUCAGCUGAGUGGUGUGGCCACUGUCGUUACCUCAAUCUUUUGCAAAGUUCUUUAAUUGGCAGAACAUAGCAGAGCUGCCAUAGACUAUUCCUAAUGUCAGUUUGGUUCUCUUAUGUUCUCUCCUGUAUUUAAUAUUUAUUAUUUCAGCAUGCAUAUAGGCAAAGCAUGCAACUACAACCAUGAAACGGUUAGAUUUGGGGCACCUUUGAGGUGUAGCUAGAAAUGACAAAUACAGGUGAAUUUGUCUGGAAAAAUAAAGAUGCAUGAUAUGUUUUCUGAUGCAAUAAUGCUUUGAAUGUAUGGAAAAAAAAAAUCAAUGCCAUAAAAAGAACAGCUAGAAUCUAUUUGAUAGUUCCAUUGUCCCUGUCGUGGCUGUGUAAUACUGAAUACCACAUUUUAGGGUGGCUAAACUCAUCUACAGUUUUAAUUUGUGAAGACUCCUUUUUCAAAUAGUUCAAGUUGCUAAUAAAGUUUGUUCUGUUAGCAUUUCUCUGGCUGUCAUUAUCAGCCUGUCCCUAUAGAUAAAAAGCAGCCUUUGCACAAAUAAAGCUUCAGCACUUGUCUGUAUAAUAGAAAGUACAGAAGUGUUCAGUCAAUCAGAUGGAUGGUAAGUUCCUAGAUGCUGCAGAAGUCUCCAUGAUGUGUGUAUUAAGGAGAAUUAUAAAGCUGACCCUGAAGAAUCAGAGCUUAGAUAGUAAGAUAAACUCCUUGGCUGUAACUGUUUACAUCUCAGAUGGCUUUGAGUCAUUUCUCAGAUCCACGAUAUGCAGUAAAAAUGUACCAUUUCUCCCUUCAGCUCUGUCUUCAAAGCUUGUUGUCUUUAACUUCCCGUUGGCUUUUGCUUUUGUUCAAAUGUAAAUGAAUUAAUUUCUGCUGCA
Messenger RNA from Pseudopodoces humilis (Tibetan ground-tit), 3382 nucleotides. It is a transcript of the gene SENP5, whose product is annotated as SUMO specific peptidase 5. Gene Ontology annotation, molecular function: deSUMOylase activity. Gene Ontology annotation, biological process: proteolysis; protein desumoylation. Gene Ontology annotation, cellular component: nucleus. NCBI's taxonomy places the organism in Eukaryota, Metazoa, Chordata, Aves, Passeriformes, Paridae. The record is from RefSeq and is a predicted model, not a curated record.